Messenger RNA from Protopolystoma xenopodis, 414 nucleotides. Lineage: Eukaryota; Metazoa; Platyhelminthes; Monogenea; Polystomatidea; Polystomatidae. The record is from the annotation of a GenBank genome assembly.
AUGCGAGAGGGGCCUAUUUACGGCCUUACGACCCUUGAGACCGGCACUCCCUGUCUGAAGAAAAAGGGCUUUGAGGAGCUCACCGAGUAUUCUGUAUGUAGCCGGGAUUUGAUUCAUGUGAGUCAUGCUCAUAUUAUUUCAAAUGAUGACACUGACACCCAGUUCAUGCUUUCCGUCCUUCACGCAUCGAAGCAAAGCCCUGAUGGCAGGCCUGACAUUAGCUCAGUUACUACGCCGAUUUCGGUCGUGGCCACGGCUACAAGAGAAUCAAUAAAACGUGUUGAAGUUGACGAAAGAGGAAGAGUGGUCUUUGGCAGAUUUGGUGGCAUUAGGGCCUGUCAAACUGAGGGAGGCAUGCCUGAAAGUUGGGUACAAUUCGACCUAACAAUUAAAUGCAGCAAUUUGACAUUCUAG